Molecule: messenger RNA, 2952 nt
Organism: Symbiodinium sp. CCMP2456
Lineage: Eukaryota; Dinophyceae; Suessiales; Symbiodiniaceae
Source: the annotation of a GenBank genome assembly
AUGUCCGCUAUCAACAGUGCGGGAGAUGCUUUCGAGGCUUACACGAAGGGCGAGUUCGAAACCUGCGGACAGUACUUGGAACAGAUCCACAAUUUGAAGACGGCUGCAGACGUGAAGGUGACGCACAACAUCCUCAUUAACGACUACUUCAAAGCCGGUUGUGCAGAUCCCCACAAUCUGCUCACUCUUCUGACCCAGGCAUACGAUCGGGCAAGGGAAAAGGAGAAGAAGGACAAGGGCAAGCGGAAGAAAGAGGAGGAUGAUGAGGAUGGCAUCCGUGAAGAUGACGAUCUCUACGUGCUCCGGUACAACCAAGCGCUGUUGUGUGUUCAGCUGCGACACUAUGCGCAGGCACGACACAUCCUGGAGGAGCUCUUCGAGAACAUCGAGCCCAUCGAUGAUUUUCUGGCCAUUAAGAUAUGCUUCCUUCUGCUCGAAGUGGUUCUGUUACAGAAGGAGCCCGAGCAAGCCCUUCAGAUCCUAAACUUCCUGGAGAAGCCAAACGCUUUCCACAGCCUCCUGAAGCCGGAGCGUAAGCCUCUUGAAGCUCCGCGUCCCAUCGAAGAUGAGGAGGAGGUCGAGGGUGAACAAAUCAGGGAAGAGGAGGAGCCUGCCGAAGCUGUGGCUGCAGCCGCAGACACCCAGCAGCCAGAGAAGCCGGAAGGGCCGCUACCGAGCUUGGUCUUUGGUGCCUGUCUUCAACGGCAUGGCCGUGCACCGGAUGCGAUCUCGCCCAUUGAGUUCAGAUUCACUUGCCUGACCUACAAGAUCCGUGUUCACAUCUUGUGCAGAAGCAUGAAGUCAGCCAAGAAGGAAUGCAAAAAUGCGAUGGAAAUCCUGGAGCACGAGCUUCAACACGUCCCACUUUUUUGGAAGGAAUCGCAGAGCCAUGAAGCGAGAGGUCUUCUGCACAACCACGAAAAGGCAAAGGUGACCUGCCUGAAGGCAUACCUCGAGUAUGCCAAGCAGAACCACAGAAAGGCAUUUCGCCUCCUCACGCUCUGCCGCUUCAACUUCGCACCUGCGAAACCUGGAGACAAGUCAGUGAACAAGCCAGGAGACGACGAGGUGGAGGACAACCAAGCGCCGACAGAUUUCCAUCCCGCUCAAGAUGAUGCUUGCUCUCCGCUGUUCUACAACAACAUGGGCUGUAUACACUUCAUGAUGCACAAGCCCAAUUUGGCCAUCUACUACUUCAACAAGGCGCUGUCGAAGUCGGCCCAGGCGCCUACGGGGGCCCGCGGACCUGCGGAAAAGGAGAGCCUGCUGCUGUCGGCAAAAGUCGGACUUACUCAGCCCGGCAUGGCGACCUCCAGGCACUGGCUGGACCGACGGGCGGAAAUCACCUUCAACGCCGGGCUCCAGUUCCUGAUGACUGGCCGGCCAGCGCAAGCCUACAAGUGCUUCAUCCAGUGCACUUUCGUCUUCAGGAACUGGCCGCGACUGUGGAUGCGCCUCGCGGAGUGUUGCAUCGAGCUGUACAGGCAGUCCCACAAAGCUGAACCAGAAGGCGGGUCGAAACCUGGUGGAAUGCAAUCCUGGAACCGGGUGAAGCAGCCGAGCCCAAAUGGCCCCCUCGCCAUGGGUGGCUCCAUUUGCACGUCCCUAGGAGGGCCAACUGCCCUUGGGUCUGGGAUGUCGCAGCUCGCCUGUGCUGCUCAAGGAUGCGGUCCCACCCGCCGACUUUCCUUGCUCGUUGACAAGACCAACGUCGUGGGAAAGCUUGGAAGUGGCGAGGAUGUCGAGCAACGCACAGGGCCGGCCGGUGCUGCACCUGUGCCGCAGGCGACGAAAGCCCCAGCCGCGGAGGGAGAUGUGCUGAAUGGUGAGGAUCCCUUGGUGACAGCGGCAAUGUGCCUCAAAAACGUCCUGACUCUGAUCGAUCCUAUGCUUCAGAGCGCGGCCCAGGCGGCCGAGACUGCAGAAGCCAAUGCUGCAGCGGCCGGCAAGGCUACUCCCUCACAGAAGGCAUCCGGCUCGGGAGCGCCGACGCCUUCCAAGAGCGCCACCGCUCGGGAUCUGGCCGAGGCCGAAGCGCUGCUCAUGGAGGACGCUGCGCUGUUGAAGUUGGCCUACGUCUGCCUCUGCCAGCGAGAUCACACGCCUGCUUUGCGCUAUGCCAAGCGCAUACUGGACAAGAACCACUUGCUGCCGGCACCAUCUCCUGAGGCACGAACUCCCGACGAGAAGCAGGAGCAGCUGAAGAAAAACUGGACCAUCCAGGCGCAAAAUUUGCCGCAUCCCAAGGAUGCGAAAGUUGUGACCAGAUUCUCGUCUUCCUUGGGCACAAUCGCCUCCGCGGUGUCCUACACAGCAGAGGCUUUGUCGCAGUCUGGAAAGGUGCUGGAGGCAAAGACUCUCGUGACGAGCUUCGGUGAAAAGACCUUCUGUAAAGCAGUUCAGCAGCAGGUGAACUUCAUUUCCGAGCAAGAGCGAAAUCAUAAUGCGCCGAGCUCGACCAUGCUGUCCACCACUGUCAUGUACGAACAGCGUGCAGAAAAAAAGGAAGAAGGUCUCUAUGAAGGCUGCCACAAUUCACUUCUGAGUAAUCAGCAGCCGACGACAAACCUUGGGGGCAUCACGCCGCCCAGCUUCUCCAUCAACUGUGCAUCUGCCGCCCACCAGGGCAAAGAGCGAGACGCGAAGGAUGCGAAGGGCGAGAACGAUCGUGAGAAGACGAAGGACGGCUCGUAUGCCUUGCUUGUUGGAUACGAGUCCACGAUGUUCCCAACCUUGGGUGACAUGCAGUCGAUGCUGUUCACCAACAUGGCGGUGGCCAUGUCCCAAGACGGUCUGCUGGAGGAGGCACGAAAGUUCUGCGACAAGGCGCUUCAGAUACAGCCAAGAGCGCUGCUUCCGCUGAGGACGCUUGCCUUCCUACUCCUGAAGCAAGGGAACGGAGGCGAAGCAAUCAGGCGCCUGAAAGGAGAAAAGAAGACCGUCGGACAAUGA